Molecule: messenger RNA, 909 nt
Organism: Wasmannia auropunctata (little fire ant)
Lineage: Eukaryota; Metazoa; Arthropoda; Insecta; Hymenoptera; Formicidae
Gene: SsRbeta
Product: translocon-associated protein subunit beta
Exons: 4
Coding region: 208-783 (191 amino acids)
Cellular component (GO): membrane; endoplasmic reticulum
Source: RefSeq, a predicted model, not a curated record
CGGAAACGUGGCAGCGGACUGGGCGCCGUUGGCACUUCUCGCGAGUGUGUUUGUGUACUCCGGUGGCUCUGCCCGCCGUAUGGAGCGAUCGGCGCCGAGCGAGUGACACACGGGCAGGCAGGGAUCGACGUUUCGCGCGAGUUUCUGAGAGACAGUGAGCGACAAUACUUAAUCGACCGGUCGUCGAACGUCCGACGAGAAAAGACAAUGAAGUGGUACGUCCUACUCGCGGCCCUCGCCGCGUUAUGCGUAGCUGUGCACGCGGAGGAGGAGGAAGAGGCUGCUAGACUAUUAGUCUCUAAACAGAUACUCAAUAAAUACUUGGUAGAAAAUAUGGACAUAGUUAUUAAGUACACUAUUUACAACACCGGCAACGUGGCAGCGUUGGAGGUCGAGAUCACGGACAAUUCGUUCCAUCCGGAUCACUUCACUCACGUGAGCGGCGAGCUGAACGCCAGAAUCGACCGCGUGCCGCCCUACACGAACGUGAGCCACACCGUGGUCGUCAGGCCGCGCAAGUUCGGAUACUUCAACUUCACCUCGGCCGAAGUUCUCUACCGCCGCAAGGAGGAUGCUCCCCGACUACAGGUCGCCGUGAGCAGCGAGCCUGGCGAGGGGCUCAUAGUGGCGUACAGGGACUACGACAAACAAUUUUCAUCUCAUGUGGUCGAUUGGGCCGCGUUCGCCGUGAUGACUCUACCUUCCCUGCUCAUUCCAUUCGCCUUGUGGUACUCGAGUAAAUGUAAAUACGAGAAAUUGCUGAAGACCACGAAAAAGCACUGAUUGUAUAUUACAUCGUUUCCAGGAGUUUCUAGGUCACUUUAUAAAUUUUCCUAUAUCAUUGUAAAAAAUACAACUGUUCCACUACGUACAUCUACUUUUGUAUAAUAAACGUGAUAUUUAUGAAAA